UUUUGGCGGCCAUAUUGGAUUUUGCCAAUUUGCAGAAAAUGCUCAAGUUUACACGAGUGGCAUCAUUCAGAUUCGGAAUCAGCACCCUCGAAUUGACAAGAAACCAUAAAAAAACAUUGUAUAUAUAAAAAAAAACAAGGUUCGACCCCUUCUAUCCUGGACUAUUAUUCUAUUCUUCCUUUGAGUUCUCAAUGCCCUUUUAUUCAACUUCUUUUUUUAUUGAAAUUGUAUCAAACCAUUGCUUAUGUUUGCGUUUAUUACUACUUACUUAUUGAAACGGAAAACAUUCAUCAUAAAUACUAGUAUGUUUAGAAAAAAACAACCGUAACUCACGUUUGGGUCAUUUGAUAUCGAAUUUCAACUGACAUUCUGCAAUCCUUUGCUGAAUUCCAUUGUAUUCCUAUCCUUAUGUUUUUUUUUUUUUUUUUCAUCUAAUCUUCAAAAGACAAACAGUGAAUACAGCAAAAUUAUCUUUAAAAACUACUAAAAUUACACAAUUUUAUUUUUUUAAUGACAUCAUUUGUAGCAAUUGUAUAUUAUAACAAAGAAAUAUAAUGAUAAGUCAGUCGGGUAGGUUAAUGAAUUAAAUGGGUACAUAGAAAGACAUACCAGCAAAUUCAAAAAGUUAUUAGCUUCAUGGCAAGAUGUGGCAUGUAAUAAUUGAGAAAUAACAUCUCCUUUUAUGCGUUUAUUUUACUAGUAUAUGCAAUGAAAAACUGAAUUAGGUAAAUAUAAAUAUGCUUUUACAGACUCAUCAGGUGGCCUAUUAAUUACAUCUAUCAUUUUAUUCUUAUAACUUAUGUUCUCUAUUUCAAUAAAUACACUCUGAAGUACUCUUUUUUAUAUGUUAAUCAGUUUUAUGCUUGUAAAACAGGUCUUCUCCUACAAAAGCACCAACUCCCACCCUUUUCCAUUUUUUAUCUGAUAUUAUAUGCAACUUAAGCAGUUAAGUGAAAUCCUUGAAUAUUGCACACGCAAAAAAAGUUUUCUUUCAAACUCAAACUAUACAAAAAAAAGUAGAGAUACCAUCAAUUAUUAUACAUCAUGGAGAAGGUAGAUGAAUUCAUCGAAUAUUAAAAAGAAAGUACUAUUAAGGCCAUUAGGCGAGUAAAAGACUGCUCUAUUCCAAAACUCCCAUCUCUAAUCAUAGGUGAUUAAAUCUGAGAAACUAUACUCAAAUCGACAUUACAUGAUUGAUUGCAAAGACAAUACACUCAACAAUCCGCUAAAAGUCUAGUAAAGAAAUUUUUGACUGGAGGCCGCAGCUAAAAAUAAAUGAAUAGUGAUUAUCCAACGCUUCAAGACUGAUAGUCAUGUGAUUACUCUCUUUCAAACAGUGAAAUUAAGAAAUGCUACAUUACGUCCGUCGAUGCACCAUGAAACACAAACUUUCUCUUUCUUCCUCGAAGCUACAUUCAGUAGGUCCAUAUUGUGCUUUUGGAGAUUCUCUACUAUCACCUUUCCUGAACCUUUUGGUUUGCAUUUAUUUUUAUCAGGACAUACUUAGAUUCAUACGUGGUGAAUUUCACGAUAAUCCCGACCUUUCGUUUGAGGACGCGCACGCUUAUCAGGCGCGGAUCCAGGAGGGGGCCGAGCCGGCCCCGGCCCCCCCCCCCCUAUUUUUUGACAACCUGCAGAAAAAGUGUACUAUAGGAAAAACACUAAAGAAACGUAGGAAAGAGGUAUCAUACCCAGGAUGUGUAAUUUACAACCUCGUAACGGCCGGCCCGACCCCGAAAGGAAACAAUAAAAGAGUGAGGGGAAGAAUUGGAAAAAGAACUUUAUAUAAAAAAUUUCGCUCGCGCUUCGCGCUCGCAUUGCCUGUGCCAAUGAAUCCCAUUCAAGAGGAUUAAAUGACACUUAUAUAUCCAGAUCUGAAAUCAAUUUGCACACAAUAUUUUAGCUCGCACAUCAACCUUUAAUUAUUUUGUUUGUUUUACACAAAUUGUUUAUAUCAAAAUUUUCAGCUCGCGCUGCGCGCUCGCAUUGUUUGAUAUGUGAGUUACCUAUCCUCUUUGGAAAUUCUUACCAAAAUUUUUCAAAAUGCUCCUUUAUCAUGUCAGUAUAUAAAUUAAUUGAGCUUGUGCUUCGCGCUCGCAUUUAAUUGUUUGAGACACACAGCUUUUUCUGUAUUUAAAUAAAAACGCGCUUAGACUGUCCAGUUUUCAGGUCGGAAUAUCAAAAAAUUUGAGCUCGCGCUUUGCACUCUCAUUCUUUAAUUGGUGAUACUUGUAUCCUCUUCAUUAAUCACUAAAAACAGUCCUAUUGAGUCCCUUUUCACGUUACUAUGAUAAAAUUUCGGCUCGCGCUUUGCGCUCGCAUUGUUUAGUUGGAUACUUAUCUUUUUCAUGAUUAUAAAAUCUCCUCAGAAUCUUCAGGUCUAAGGACAUAAAAUAUCAAAGAAUUUGAGCUCGCGCUCGCAUUAUAUAUUAAGACCACAUGAGAUACCUUAUGUUGUUUAUAACAAUAAAAACUAACAUAUACUUAAAACUUCAGUCUCUAGUUAGGACUACCCCCUGAACCCCCCCCCCCCCAAAAAAAAAAAAAAAUAAAUAAAUAAAAAAAUCAGAUCAUAGCGGCCAAUCGACAAAAAUGUUGAUGAAAAUAUUUUUCGGCCCCCCCCCCUAUUGGCAAAAGCUGGAUCCGCCCCUGCUUAUUUACGACGUUAGUUGAUUUUGGAAGAUACUUUUUGGCCCGUCAUCAUAGUCGUAAAACUCUGUCCUGCAAUGCAAAUUGUGUGACAUGAGAUUUUUUUUUAGUUUCGCAUCUGCGACGGAAACAUUCAAUAUGCGUUUCGUGUGCAAAAUUUUGGUUGCUACUAUGGUAACAGCGAUAUAUCCGAUUGAGGACGACUUUCCAAAGCCACAUUUGACUCCUCCUGGAGCUCGAGAGGCCGCCCGGGGGGCCUACUUCCAUUGACUAGUGGAUACCAGGAGCGACCACGCUUAAAAGGGGACAGAGUGGGCAGGUACGUUACGUAUAGGCCUAUGUAACGUUAUAAGGGUGUCAAAACGAUGUUUAAAAUGCUGACAAAAAGGGAUAUAUAUCAAAUACUUGUAGGGUUUCACAAGCCAAAUUCUUGUUAAGAGAUGCAUUUUCAUAAUCUGGAAAAGAAUUACUUCCCUUGUUUAGGGUACUUUUCGAAACCCCAUGGUCGUGCCUGGUAUCCACUCAUUAAUGGAAGUGGUCCCCCCGGAAUUUGAAUCUAAUUCCCCAUUUCUGGGGAAAGUAAAACAUAAUGCCCAUUACAUCGUGUGCGAGAGGCAUAUCGUUUGUGUAGAAGGAGUAAACAAAAGAAACAAAAGAAACAAAAGAAACAAAAAGAAACGAGUUCAAACGUAUUGCAUAUGUUGUGCACAUAUCAACUCACGCGAAAUGUUCGACUAUGGAGAGGUUGAUCUGACCCAUGAAAUCAAUUGCCAGUGAUACAUCAAUAAUCCACAUCAAAUGUAAUAUCGAGUCGAUGGACUGUAAUGAUAUAUCUAAGCCUUCAUUCAGUAAGUUUUUCCUCACUCAAUAUGUACUCGAUUUGUUUGAAAAACCACUUUCUUAUCCAUGUCAUAAUCUAUUUUAGGUCUGCAUUUCGAAUAUCUCCAGCCAUCAGUCGUAAUAUACAUGCAUGUUUGGUGCGGGUGUCGCGGAAAAGGAUUUUGCACACGAAAAGCAGAUCUGUAGGGCCUGUAAACCCCUGUAACACAAAGCUUAGCAUUGAUUGUAGAGCAGUUUUCUACGUUUGAUUCUAUUGACUAUAAUGCACAAUCAAUCUUAAAAAUCAAGUCUAUGAUUAAGCGUUAACUUUUGUGUUAGGGGACCCUAAUAUUAGCGUCCGUGAGGAUUGCGAAAGGUCCCAAAUAGCACGAGGACGAGAAUCUCUCUUAGCGUAGCAUCCGAGUAUGAUUGGCGAUCAGCCUGCUGAUCCCUAGCAUCACCUCACGCAGUAUGCUAACUGAAUCUUGAUUACUCUCACACUCUAAAAAAUGAAGUGCUGAUUUAGCACUUCAUUGGCUUGUAGAGUGACUGCACCAUGAGUGCUGAUUAAAUCAUUCAUAUUGCAACUAGAAAAUCGGCACUCAAUAUGCAGUCACUAUACAAGCCAAUUAGGUGCUAAAUUAACACUUCAUUUUUGUCUCACCUGCAAAUCAGAGUGAGACUGAAGUGACAGCAUGGCUUAAAAAAAUAAAUAGACCUAGUUCAUGAAACUUGGCCAAAAAGUUAAUCAAGUAUUACUAAACACCUUGCUUGAGUUACAGGUCAUAUGAUCUAGGUCAACGGUCAUCUGGGGUCAACGAACUUACACCAUGUUAAGGAAUCAAUAUCAAAAUCUUAACCUAAGUUUAAGCUUUUAAAAUGUCAGCAUAACUUUGAAAAUAUAUAGACCUAGUUCAUGGAACUUGGACACAAGUAUUACUAAACAUCUUGCCUGGGUUUCAAGUCACAAGACUAAGGUCAAAGGUCAUUUAGGGUCAAUGAACUUUGGCCAAGUUGGGGUAUAUGUUGAAUUACAAUCAUAACUUUAAAAUUUUAUGGAUUUCAUUCAUGAAACUUAGACAUACAAGUAAUCUUACAAGUUUAUCUCGAAACAUCCUGUGCGAGUUUCAGAUCAUAUGAUUAACCCUUUGCGUGCGGACCCGCGAAUCCCGAUACCUCUCCCUGCGGUGGAGCCGUUUUGGUACAUUGCUGGUUAUUGGAUCUGUGGCGGUGUUUUCCCAAUCAAUUGCUAAUUGCGCCAAACUGAUGUAUUUUCAGGAUUUUUAGUAAAUGUAAAGGUAAAAGAUCAGACAUUUUUCUUUCUAGAAAUACAGGUUUCGCUUCUCAAAUCAAUAGAAUAGUUAAGAAAUUUAUGAGGAAAAGGUCGUGUUAUUUUGUAAAAUCUUCGCUUUUCCCCCAAGUCAAUCGGCACUGUGUACAAAAAUGCGUAAGGGCAAUCAGCACGCGCGGACAGGUCAGCGCGAAUUUUCCCUUGCAAGUGCGAUGAUGAUGAUUUAACACCGCGCAACGAAAGUCCGAAACUAUUUUGUGAUUUUUGGGGGGCUUCAAGGCGGUGGCCUCAACGUUUCACUUAAUACUGUCUUUCGUAUCUUUUCAUAAAUUAUGGUUUGUAUUGCAAUUUCAAAGAGUGAAGGAUGUAAAUAAGUUUCAAAUUAUAUAGUGGAUCUGAAAUCAUACCUCCCAACGCUCUCCUCGUCUCGUUCUACGUUUCAUCUUUCUUUAUCUUCUUUUCCCUCCAAAAUAACCAUGCUACCGACUACUGUUCGUCACAAUGAGAGAAAGUAAAAUAUUUUCAUCUAAUGAAAUUGUAACAUCUAAAUUAAAAGUGUUUUAUUAUGUUCCUUCAUUUUAUUCAUUUUUUAACCGUUCUGGGUUUUUUUCACAAUCGAAAACAAAAUUAAUAAAUAAAUCAUGAAAGAUUUGUAUCACGUUUUGUCUCUUUCUUUUAAAUCGUUCAAUUAAAACAGUACAGGGGUGUUGGAGUCGGUAGGAGGCGGCAGUCCACACCCCCCCCCCCCUUCAGGAAACAUAUACAAAAAGGCGAAGCAUUUCUUUUUUGAUAAAGUGCUGUCAUGCUCAAGAAGAAAACGUUCUUGCCAUUUCUUAAGCGCCUGCAUGUUUUGUCAAUAAACAAGUAGACAUUUACAUUGUUCAAAUGUUACUGUCGUAAUAUGAAAAGCAGUACUCGUAAGAGCUUUUUGUACUGCUAAAUACGAAAAGCAUAAAUAUCAAAAUAAAACAUUCAUCACAUACAUGGCAUAUUAAUAAUAUAUUUCGUUAACAAUUAUGUUUUUAGUCAGUAUUCCACUCGUUUAAUCUUAAUAAUAUGCAUUUUAGUGAUCACUCUUGUGAAUUGUUUGGCCCCCAUUGCCAUUGUACGCAAUACUGUUUGGGCGAGUGGCGGCUAUUUUAGAUAUCAAAAUACAGAAAUAUUCCCAUAUAUGACAUAAUAAAUGAUAUAUCUCGUUAGUAAUGAUGAUUUGCAUAUAUUACUUCGUUCAUACAUUGCGAUUUUUUGCACUUUAGUGCUCAUUUAUGUGAAAAUUAGUUCUCCCUAUUCAUAUUGUACAUGAUAAAGUAUACAAGGGCCUUUGGCGGCCAUUUUGAAUAUCAGGAAAAUAAAUAUUUCGUCAAAAUUUUUUUUAUCAGAGAGUAUUUCACUCCUGCCACACAAUUUCAUGCAUUUCAUAGCCAAUGUGUGGACAAUUUUAUGCUUUUCAUGGGUAAUUUGCAUAUUUUGGCGGCCAUAUUGGAUUUUGCCAAUUUGCGGAAAAUGCUCAAGGCUACACGAGUGGCAUCAUCCAGAUUCGUAAUCAGCACCCUCGAAUUGACAAGAAACCAUCAAAAAAUAUUGUAUAUAUAAAAAAACAAGGUUAUGCCUCUUCUAUCCUGGACUAAGUCGGCUACACCCGGCUCCUCACCGGCAUCUGUGCCGCUUCCUAGCCAUCUCCAGUCCAUCGGCCUGCUCCCCCUUUUCUGUCGAAUGGAAUUGAUUUCUGAUUGAUCUCCAGUUGUAGUAGAUCGAGGAUUGAACAGUCCAGUUGCCGUAGUGAGCAGAGUUGGAGGCUUGGGUUACCAUAUAGUCGUUCCCAUGGUGACAUGCACUCAUUUUCAUUCAUACUCACCUUGUUAACACUACGUUAACGGGUAAGAGACUAAUUUCAAUUUAUCAAUAGGCCUACAGACUAUUAUGUUCUUGUAAAAUUAGCAAUUAUGGCGAAUAACCUUUCGAUAUCCUCGGGCGAAGAGGAUUAUUUAGCAGCAGCGAGUAAUAGAUUUAGGCAAGCGCCAGAUGAAUUAGUGGUAUCUUCCGAUGAUCAUACUGUCCAUGAUGAGGACAGUUAUGAUGAAUCGAAUUGUUCUUGGAAAACGGCGAUCAACAGAAAUUCUAUCCGAUCGGCUAAGAAAAGGGCAAGGGUUAGGAGCAAUAGCGAUAGUACUUUAAAUACGAAGAACAGUAAAAUGCCUAAAUUCUCUACUCCCACGCAUUCAAGCAGGAGGGUAGUCAUUGUUGGCCUUGAAAAUAAGAAUAUUUGCAGAGCAAACCCAGUACAGGUGUUCAAAGAAAUUCAUAAUCUGGUAGGCAAUCUGAAUGGGAAAGUAAAAGUGAAAAAUAUGAUGAUUUUGAAAUGUGAGAAUGACAUACAAGUCAUGAAAUUGUUGGAAAUAACCAAGCUUGCUGCUAUAGACGUUAAAGCAAUGCGUUAUGAAGAUAAUCAUGAUUUCACAACGAAAGGUUUUAUUCACAGAAUAGAUACACAGAUAAGUAAUGAGGAAAUUGCAGAAGUAUUGAAAGAUCAGAAGGUAAUUCAUGCUAAGCGUUUUAUGAAGAAAAUUAAUGGUGAAAUAGUACCAAGCCCAUCAGUUUUCAUCACCUUCAAAGGCAAGAAUAAACCCGAGACAGUAAACUUUCUGUAUGAGCUUAAACGUGUGGACAACUUUAGUCCACCGGUGCCAAGGUGUCACAAAUGUCAACUUUUUGGGCACAUGAAGGAAAACUUCAAGGGUAAAUUGCGCUGUGUGAGAUGUGGAGGGGAACAUGAUUUUGAAGAGUGCCCACAAAAGGAAAAUCGAAAAUGCUUUAGAUGUGGAGAUAAACAAUCGGCGGCGUAUCAAGGUUGCAAAAUUUACAUAGAGGCAAAACAAAUACAAAAGGUUAAAUUGAAGGAAAACAUUACAUACGCACAAGCGACUAGGGUGUAUCGCACUAAAAAAAUGAAAUAGUGGAAGAGGCAAGUAAGACCAUAAGUACUAGCGACACUAAAGAAAACACUCAAAGGAAACUAAAGAAUGUUGGUCCCAUUUCAAAUUCAAUGCCAUCUGACCACGAAUCAAUCCAACAAUCAAAGAUUCCGCGCCCAAUCCGAGAACAAAGGAACAAUGAAGGAAGGCGGGAAAGAGAGAAGGAGUCGGGGCAAGGAACUGAUUCGAAUAACCAAAAGAAAGAUAAUGUCAACACAUUAAUGAGUGUAGCACCCCUGGAUUUCAUUAUGUUUAUUCUAUUUGUGAUACGUAAGUUACAACAGUCUGAAAACGAUGAUCAGUUUUUGGAAUCUGUUGUACAUGCUAGUCGUUAUUUCUUAAAGACAGACAUAACCUUGGAAAUGGUCAAGUGCCACCUUAAAGUAAAACAGUCUGUCUCUGAUCUAGUAAUUGUCCAGUGGAAUGCUCAAGGCAUGGUUUCGCAUGGGUCGGACUUCUAACUUCUCUUUUUGAUAAUAAUUUAUUGGGUUCCAACCCAGACAUUAUUUGUAUUCAGGAAACAUGGUUUAAUGAUUUUAAUGUGUCGUUCAUUCCUAAUUACUUUUGUGUUUGUAGAAACAGACAGGAUGGUAGGAGAGGUGGUCUGGCUAUGUAUUUAAAAAGGACAUCGCUUUCCAGGUUAUGAAAGUUCAAGAGUUAAUCGAAUAUCAAAGGGUAGAUAUUUUUUCAAAGAAAGGCAUUAUUUCCAUUAUCAAUUAUUAUAAUCCCUGUAAAAAGAUUGAACUAGAAGAAUUAAACUUCAUUAUUAGAAAUGUGCCAGGGAAGCUUCUUAUUCUAGGUGACUUUAAUAGCCGCAAUCCUCUAUGGGGGAGCAGCAAGCUUGAUUCCAACGGAAGAACUGUUGAAUCUUUCAUGGAGGUUAAUGAUCUAGCAUUACUCAAUGACGGAUCACCAACAAGACUAGACCCGCACUUUGGUUCUUAUUCCAUGUUGGAUUUAUCUAUAGUCUCCAAGGAACUAGCUUGUAGUAUGGAGUGGCAAGUAUUGACCAAUAACUUUGGCAGCGACCACAAUGCAAUCGUGAUCAAAUUAAUACAGACAAAUAACGUAAAUAUUAAAGAAAACGCAGAUAUAGGUUUUAGAUGGAGUUUUAGAAACGUAAACUGGGAAGAGUAUAGAAAAGCAAUUAAAAAUGAAUUACUUAAUCUAAAUUACAAGAGACAUUACUCGGCAUGUAAUUUGGAUAUUCAAGGACGAUAUGGUAUACUAGUUAAGGUAAUAUUGAAUGCUUCGAAGAGGUGUAUUCGUCGAGUGCGAAUAGGAGGAAAAAAACAGAGGUAAAGUAACUCCCUCGUGGAACGAAGCAUGUCAAAAAGCGGUGGCGGAGAGAAAUCAUAUUAAAAACAGAUUACGAAGAUAUGAUAGAAAUUAUGUUCAACUAUACUUGAAAAGGAAAGCAUUUGCUCAGAAGGUGCAACGGCGAGCACGAUAUGACUAUUGGUCUAAAUACUGCGGUAAAAUGAAUAGAUUUACAGAUAUCGGAAAAGUAUGGAAACAAGUAAAAGGGAUGAGAGAUAGCGCAAUGAACACUCAUAUUUUCCACAAUUUAAUCGUUGACGGCAAUAUCAUUAGUGAAUCUAAAGAUAAGGCUGAUGCGGUCGCCCGUUUUUUCAAGUCUAUUGACAGAUCUUUUGAUAAUAAUGAUCAUGAUGAUGGUGAAAAUGAAGAUAAUUUAUGUAAGGAAAUGUCGAAUGAUGACUGCAUUAACGACGAUUUUAACAUGAAUGAAAUGAAGAAUGUUUUACAAGAUUUGAAAAACUCGGCGCCAGGUAAGGAUGAUAUUCAUGCGAUUAUGUUAAUAAACUUACCCCAAAUAGCGCUUGAUGUCAUAUUAGAUCUGUACAACGACAUAUGGAAAACCUCACAUUUCCCUUGUCCUUGGUAUGAAGUUGUUCAAAUACCUAUUUUGAAACCUGAAAAGGAUCCUAGUUUAGUGUCGUCCUAUAGACCUAUUUCUUUAUUAUCAACCCUGUUUAAAGUCAUGGAGAAAAUGAUUAAAAACCGUCUGAAUUGGUUUUUAGAUAAUGAGAAAACGUUAAACCCACUUCAAUCAGGAUUCCGCAAAUAUCGUAGCGUCAAAGAUCAUUUAGUCAGGAUUGAAACAGAUGUUCAUUUAGCAUUGAAGGAGAAAAAAUAUACCGUGGCAGUUUUUCUAGACCUGGAAAAGGCGUAUGAUUCGUUAUGGAAAGGAGGUCUCUUGAAAAAAUUGUCAAUGUUAGAUAUUAAUGGAAAAUUAUUUUUCUUUAUUAGAACUUUCUUAAGAAAAAGAUAUUGUAACGUGAAAGUUAGCAAUAGUAUGUCAGAAAAGUAUGUAUUAGAGCACGGAAUCCCGCAAGGGAGCUCAUUAAGUCCUGUCAUUUUUACAUUGAUGUUAAAUGACUUAAUGAUUAAAGAAAGUGGAGUAAAAUUAUCAUGUUAUGCAGAUGAUAUCGCGAUUUGGUUUACUAGCUCAAACUUAGAUCUGGUUCGCCAAAAGCUGCAAGAAGCCCUCCAUGAAAUCGAAAUCUGGUGCUGGAGAUGGAAAUUAAAUAUCUCUCACACAAAGUCUGUAGUUUUAGUUUUUACCAAUAAACAAAAGAAAGAUAUUA
Messenger RNA from Lytechinus pictus (painted urchin), 10340 nucleotides. RefSeq lists its product as uncharacterized. The record is from RefSeq and is a predicted model, not a curated record. The transcript has a single exon. The coding region runs from base 6703 to 7713 and encodes 336 amino acids. Lineage: Eukaryota; Metazoa; Echinodermata; Echinoidea; Temnopleuroida; Toxopneustidae.